Molecule: messenger RNA, 744 nt
Organism: Manis pentadactyla (Chinese pangolin)
Lineage: Eukaryota; Metazoa; Chordata; Mammalia; Pholidota; Manidae
Product: trimethyllysine dioxygenase, mitochondrial-like
Exons: 5
Coding region: 60-635 (191 amino acids)
Biological process (GO): carnitine biosynthetic process
Cellular component (GO): mitochondrion
Molecular function (GO): oxidoreductase activity
Source: RefSeq, a predicted model, not a curated record
UUUGAGUUUAUGUUGGAGACCUGGUGACAAUAUGAGAAUUGCAGUAUGCUAACACCGUGAUGCGCUUUGAUUAUGUUUGGCUUCGAGACCACUGCCGCUCAGCAUCUUGCUACAACUCUAAGACUCACCAGCGCAGCCUGGACACUGCCAGUGUGGAUUUAUGUAUUAAGCCAAGGACCAUUCGUCUGGAUGAGACCACACUCUUUUUCACUUGGCCAGAUGGUCAUGUGACUAGAUAUGAUUUGGAUUGGCUGGUGAAAAACAGCUAUGAAGGGCAGAAACAAAGGAUCAUCCAGCCUAGAAUUUUAUGGAAUGCUGAAAUCUUCCAGCAAGCCCAAGAUCCAUCUGUAGAUUUCCAGAGCUUCUUAGAAACCAAUGAGGGACUAAAGGACUUUCUGCAAAACUUUCUGCUCUAUGGAAUUGCCUUUGUAGAAAAUGUUCCUCCCACUCAAGAAGACACAGAGAAGUUGGCAGAAAGGAUCAGCUUGAUCAGAGAAACUAUCUAUGGAAGGAUGUGGUAUUUCACUUCAGACUUCUCCAGGGGUGACACUGCAUACACCAAGAUGGCUCUGGAUCGUCACACUGAUACUACCUAUUUUCAAGAGCCCUGUGGGGAAUACAGAAGGAAAAAAUAAGAAAUAGGAUGAGAAGCAGCUGAACAGGGGCUGAGGUUCAAAUAUUGACUAACUGUUCUCUCUGCCUACUACCAGAGAUAAGUAGUUUUCUGUGUUUUUAGUUUAAUCC